UCAACGAAAGACCCCGCUGCUUCUUUACUAUUACAUUUCCCCUAUUAUUUUCCCCCCAGCUUGUCUGUGUGCUCCGCAGUGUUUGCUCGGACAGACUCGGAGCCUGCGAGUGGAGUAGUUGGUGUAUCAUGGCUGCCUGGACACAAAUCUGAGCAUACUGUGUGUCUCUUACUCCUUUUAACCCCUUACCCUAAGUUGUUAGUGUUUGUGAAGUGAGCAGUUCUCGGAGAUUUUUUUGGAUUUUAUCAGAUUUUUGUGGAAUUUAUCAUUCAUGUCCAUGCUCAAAAAUGCAGCCACCACCGAGAAAGGUAAAGGUGACGCAGGAGCAGAAGCUCACUCAUGCUGAGCAGAUGACCAGGCUGCACAUCAAACACCAGACAGAAUGCGACUUACUGGAAGACAUGAGGACCUAUAGCCAGAAGAAGUCCAUCCUGGAGAGGGACUAUGCACAGGCUCUGCAGAAACUGGCCAGUCAGUACCUGAAGAGAGAUUGGCCGGGCAUCAAGCCGGACGAUCAGCACACAGACUACAGGAAUGUGUAUGCGGUGUGGAGGGCCUACCUGGAGGGCACGGUGCAGGUGACUCAGUCUCGCAUCAAUGUCUUCGAGAACUACAAGAACGACAUCACGGACCCGGCCAAGACCGUCCGGCUCUACAAGGAGCAGCAGCUUAAGAGGUACAUCGAGCAGCUGGGCCGCAUCCAGACGGAGCUGCAGGACUCAGUGAAGGACCUGGCCAAGACCAAGAAGAAGUACCACGAGCUGGAGCAGAUGGCACAGGCCGUCCGGGAGAAGGCAGACAUCGAGGCCAAGUCAAAGUUGGGCCUCUUCCAGUCCAGGAUAAGUUUACAGAAAGCCAGCGUGAAGUUAAAAGCCAAGAAGAACGACUGCAACUCCAAGGCCACCCAUGCCAGGAACGAGUACCUGCUAACUCUGGCCGCGGCCAACGCGCACCAGGACCGAUACUACCAGACUGACCUGAUCGGCUGCAUCAAGGCUCUGGAUGGGAAUGUGUAUGAGCACGUGAAGGACUAUCUGAUCUCCUUCUGCCGGACGGAGCUGGAGGCCUUCCAGGCCGUGCACAGCACCUUCCAGUUCCUCCUGGAGAAGUCCAGCCGCGUGAUGCAGGACUUCAACCAACAGCUGUUCAUGCAGGAGAAUCCCGUUUUCCACAAAGCGCAAGACUUUCAGUUCCAGCCCAGCGACAGUGACGCGAGUCGUCAGCUGGAGUCGGAGACGGGCACCACGGAGGAGCACAGCCUGAACAAGGAGGCCCGCAAGUGGGCCACGCGCGUCGCCAGGGAACACAAGAGCAUCAUCCACUACAAGAGGGCUCUGGAGGAGUGUGAGACUCUGGGGAUGCCGCCUACUGAGCAGGGCCGCAACGACAUGGAGCUCCGCAUAGAGGACGCCAAAGAGGCCAUCCGCAAGGCAGAGACUGUAAAGCUGAAGGCGGAGGCUCGUCUGGACCUGCUGCGCCAGGUGGGGGUGUCGGUGGACACGUGGCUGAAGAGCGCCAUGAACCAGGUGAUGGAGGAGCUGGAGAACGAACGCUGGGCGACGCUACCCACCCUCACCAACCACGACCCCUCUCUCUCGACGACAGUUGAUCUGGAGCGAGAGGACGGGGAGGAACUAGAGGAGAACAUGGAGGUGUUUGACGACAGCAGCUCCAGCCCCUCGGGAACGCUGAGGAACUACCCCCUCACCUGCAAGGUGCUCUACUCAUACAAGGCAUCGCAGCCGGAUGAGCUGACCAUCGAUGAGCAGGAGAUGCUGGAGGUGAUAGAGGAUGGAGACAUGGAGGACUGGGUGAAGGCGCGGAACAAGACGGGUCACGUGGGCUACGUCCCGGAGAAGUACCUGCAGUUCCCCACCUCCAACAGCCUACUGAGCAUGCUCCAGUCCCUGGCCACGCUGGACACGCGCUCACACACCUCCAGCAACUCCACCGAGCCCGAGCUGGCCUCGAGCAGCACCAACGGAGACGCCAGCAUGAGCUUCGUGAAGGCCAUGUAUGACUACGAGGCCCAGACGGAUGACGAGCUGUCCUUCCCCGAGGGAGCCAUCAUCCGCCUCCUCAACAAGGACACCCAGGAUGACGACGGCUUCUGGGAGGGCGAGUUCAAUGGCCGCGUGGGCGUCUUCCCCUCCGUGCUGGUGGAGGACCUCAACGCCACCGAGAAUGGAGACUCGCACUGGGGACACGACACCACACAGCAGGUGUCUCCCUGCCAGAGGGGCCACUCUUCUCUGCCGCCGCUGCCCCUGUACGACCAGCCUCCUGUGGGCAGCAUGUACGCCAGCCCGGACUGUGGCUCUGCCAAACCUUUACCCCGCUCACCCUCCGUCAACGGAGAACACAAGCUCAUGCCCCUCCCGCACAAAGGACCCACACACAACCAUAGACCGCAGACUUUAAGUCCUGAUGGGCCUGGGUUUGCCCCACAGCCGUUGAGACUAACCCCAGAUGCAGCAGGUCCAAGCAAACUGCGCCCUGUGCGUGCAGCGCCGCCCCCACCCAAACCGCAGCAGCAACAGCAGCAGCAGGCUCCACCCAAACCGCAGCAGCAACAGCAGCAGCCUCCACCCAAACCGCAGCAGCAGCAGCCUCCACCCAAGCAGCAGCAGCAGCCUCGUCGACCAGGACCAGCCGAGAAGACGGAGGAGGUGGAAAUCACGCUGGUGUAGCAUCAGCACUGCCCUGCCCUGCCCUCUCCUGCCCUGGUGGCCUACCGCAACCCAGACUUCCCCUGCCCUGUCCUGGGAUUGUCCUGGGGCCUACACUGCAAAACUGGUUCAGGAGUAAACCAGGUUAAGUUUAGAGGUAAAUCCUCUAAUAGAAGAGCCUAGAUUCCUCAUUUUCUUCCAGGCACAUUUAUGAGGUGAUUUACCUCUUAACCUGGUUUACUCCUGAACCAGCUUUCCACUAUAGACCCCUGGUGGCCAACAGCAAUGCAGACGUUCCCCUCCUUCCCUCUCUCCCUCCCUCCCUCCCUCCACUGUGUCCUCCCUCUCGCUACUGGAUAGAGGGCAGGUCUUCAGAGAACAGCAGACCAAUACCCUCCUCUUUUCAUACAGGAGAACAAACGGGUGUAAAAAAAAGUUACUCCCUCCCUCCCUCACUCCCAACAAACUCAAGACACUCAAAUGCGCUGCCCUCCUCAUCCUCUGUCACGGACUGUCUGGUGCCUUAAUCACUCUCAUGCCAAAACACACAAGUCCUCACGUCUCUCCUCUCUCCACACCCUGAACUGCCGAGCGGAAGGGGAAACUCAAACGAAAAAUUCCAGGACGUGUUUCUUCUGAGGAAAUGUUUUCUUGACCCUGUGGAACUAGAUUUGGGGGGGAAGAAAAACAACCAACCAACCAAACUGUACCGUGACUGAAGAUUUUGAGGACCCUCGUUUGCAUGUUGAAUCCCCCAGUUUGAAAAAUCCCUACAUGAUGUUGAUGGUGUCGUGUAGUAUUAUCUGGAGUUAGCCCAGUGGUGUGGUCCGAGUGCAUUCAUUUUAUUAGAUCUUGUGAUCAUAGCCGCAAAAUGAAUCCUACCUGCUAUUCAAAACCACAUUUGUAAUAAUAACUGUCUAGAUGUUCUAGGAGAAGAAAAAAAAAACAACAAACAACAGUAGUUGGAGAAUCGUAGAAACAAAAAACAGAAGAUUUUCUAUUUGUUUCUGUUAAUUGGUGCCACAGCACCAACGUGACCCCCUUAACCCACAUGGGGGCUGAAAAGACGAAUAUCAUGUAGCCUCUUUUUUUGCAAAAUCCCUAGUUGUUGAUGUGUCAAAGGAAAAGCUUUGUUAUUCUGUCUGAAUUUUUUUCAUUACCUGCAAUCAGCAAUCAAGAUGCACCGCGGAAAAGAGAGCAGUUUUUUUUCUGAGGUAUAAAAGCUGCCUAGAUUGGCUAUUUAUUUUCCUUUGCCAGAGGGACUUAGCACGUUCACAUGUGUACCGCCUGCAUAUUCCUGUGUGAUUUGUGCAAUGCAGAACUAGCAAAAAUCACAUGAAAACUUAAAAUAAAGUCCUUUUAUUUUCAGUUUUCAAGUGUUUUUGAAGCAGGAAAGAGACAGCUGUUACACUGCUGACAUACAAUAGGAGCCACUUUUUAUCCCCAUUCCUUCCACAUACCACUCAACUUCCAAUGUGUUUCCAGCCGGACCUCGCAAAGAGUAAUCAUGAUGCAGCCGAAAACUAGAAAAAUGCACUCAAGAGAGUGCAGACCUCCGCCAAGGAAGCUGUUUGAUGGAACGUUUGACUUACACCCUAUUUUUUAAGUCUUUCUGCCUUCUUUUUGUGGAGGUAGAAACUGGAAGGUCAAAAUUCACCUUAUCCCGCAAUUGUGAAGAAUCUUUUUUUUUUUUAAUCCUGGUUCUGGACUGUGAUCCGGAUCACCACCAAAAAUUUAAUCACUUAUUCCUUUCGUCAUUUCCCAGAACUUCACCAAGUUUCACCAAAAUCCGUUCAUAACUUUUUGCGUUAAGCUGCUAACAGACAAACCAAGGUGACCGAAAACAUACCCUCCUUGGCGUAGGAAGUAAAAACAUGGUAGAAAAUGAGUGGCUCCUUCUGUAUCGGGACAGCUGAGAGAUGGUGACAAAAGGAAGCCUAGGCCUUGGACUAUAAAUAGUCAUACCAAUACCGUGUUUAAUGUGCAGCAUUAGUACAGUACAUUACUGUCGUCAUAGGAAUGUUCUGGAAGUAUGUGCAACAUGGCGUCAUAUAUAUCUAUUAUAUAUAUAGCAAAAAACCCUGAAAAUAUUUCCUUCGUUUGAAUGAGUAGUGAGUUUAUAUUACUUCAUCUCCAGGAAGAAGGGAGUUGUAAAGGACCAGUGUGUCUGUCGAGGAUGGCCAAACGGGGGGGAAGCAGUGGAGGAGGAGAGAAUAGAUUGAUUACGAAGGCUGGAUCCUUCAAAGUCAUCUACUGUCUGUCCAUACUCCACCCAACACUCCCAUGCUCUCAACCCCCUCCUCACCCCCCACCCCCCAUAUGAAAGCUGUGUUGCUUAUCUGCUGUUCAAUCUUUUCUCUUGAGAUAUUAUCUGAGUUUCUCAUAUUCAUUCUGUGAUUCAUUGUUCCUGCGUUACUUCUACUAAGGGUACCUUAGGAGCAAGGGAUACGGCAAUCUCCUCUCUUUAUAUCCUUCUGAAAUAUUGCUCAACUGAUUAUCUCAAGUCAACCUCCUUUGCCUUAGUUAUGUCUUGUAUAUAUUUUUUUACUCUUUUACUCUUACUCCAAAGGUACCCCUAGGAGGAGUAACUUAGAAACAACUGGUCACAGAAUGAUAUGAAUAUGCAUUGUAAAACAUUGCCAGCCAUUUAAACAUAAACAUGUAAGUUGCCCUGCUGCUGCCUUAAGUUUUUAAGUUAACUCAACUUGAGUCGAGGCUCAACUCAAUUUGGGGCUUUCUCAAGUUGAGUUAACUUACAAACUACAACAGAAGGGAGACUUACUUUUUUACAUGUAACUGGCUGCAAUGUGUGCAAUUACAGUGUGACAAGCCCAAAUCUAUCUUAACAGCAGAUGAGCAGCACCGCUUUCCUAUGGUCCCUUUCUCUGCCCCUGCAGUUCCAGUUACGUGGCAAUCUCUGAUGUUUUUGAGUAGUAAUAAUCACUUUCAUGGAUAUAUUAUCUCUUUCAAGCUCUUCCCUUAUGUAGUUGGGCGUCUGUGCAUAUUACUAAUAUUUAGUCGUCUAAAGUGAAAAGGACAGAAGAGAAACGUUUAAGGAAAGAGAAGUGAAGUCUUGUGGCAUGUCCUGGGAGUGUGUGCAUGCGAGUUGUGUUGGUGGUCCUACCAUAGACGUACGACGUGUCUAUAUAAUGUCUAUGGCUCCUACCAUAGACGUAUAUAAGACGUGUCUAUAUAAUGUCUAUGGCUCCUACAGUGCCUCAUUUGGUACGUACACUCCUCCACUCACCUCCCCAGCUCUGCCGGCAGACUAGUCAUUUAUAUAUUACACAAAUCAAUAUCUCAGCAUUUAGUUGAAAGUGCAUUAUUUUUUAUCAGAUUACUUUUCUCUCUCUCUCUCUCUCUCUCUCUCUCUCUCUCUCUCUCUCUCUCUCUCUCUCUCUCUCUCUCUCUCUCUCUCUCCCUUUUUCUCUUGUACUGUGUAAACACUGUCGAUGACAAAUUGAGAUGUAUUUGGCUGACUGUUGUGGCCGUAUUUAUGGAUACUAGAUUAUGGAUUGUUUAUCUUUCUGAGGCAUUCGAACCUGACUGUCUUUAGCAGAGAGAGAAAGUUAACAUGGGGCAUAAAGAGGUGUAUGAAGUAGAGGUAAAAGAAAAGUAAAAAAAAAAACCCUCCUUAGGCACAGCGGUAUAUUGCAUUACAUUACAUUACACUUUUAUUCAGCAACUUACAUUUAUUUACAGGGUAUUGGUUACAGUCCCUGUAGCAAUGUGGGGUUAGGUGCCUUGCUCAAGGGCACCUCAGCCAUGGAGUGCAGUAGGGAGUGGAAGAGUUUGAUUUGAACCUGCAACCCUUCUGAACCGUCACAACACAACAGCUGUCUAAACUAUGUAGUACUAUGUUUCAUGUACUUACAUUCAUUUACUUAAAGAUUCAAGAUUCAAAAUGCUUCAUUUAGCUAAUAUGCAGCCAUGCUAUAAAAUCAGACCUUUACUUCAUACACCUCAGGUGUCAGGUGCUCCCGAACCAGACGUCAGAGUGCAGAAUGCCCUGGUGAGUUAGGAUGGCAAGAGAGAAUGGCGAUGGCCACUCCAGUUAGACAGGGGGCAGCCUUGAUCUUUAGUUGUGUGUGUGCAGUAGAGAGCUUGUCUCGUUAUUUUGUUUUCGUGUUUUGAUGUGAUAAUCCCCAAUAUUGCCCUUGAGUUGAGUGAGGCACAGUGAGAUAUUAGGACAACCAGCACCUUGAAUCAAAUGGAAAAUGACACCCACCAUCGUUGUUAUCCUGACUUUUUGCCCCACUAAUCUCUAAAAAAAAAUUUGACUUUUUUUUAUUUAUUGACUAAUCAAAAAUAUUCUUCCCUGUCUGAGGUGAUAUUUAAUGCUUAACAUGUAAGCAACUAUUCAAUGUCCUUUGCAGCACUUUCAAACCUUUUAUUAUUUUGUGUUUUUUAAAGUUGUGAUUCUCAGUAUUUUGAAUGGCUCCCCUUUGCCAGUGUCUUAGCUGCCCAGCGUUUGGUUAUUUGUUGUUCAGAUUGCGUGUGUGUGUGUGCGUGUGUGUGUGUGUGUGUGUGUGUGUGUGUGUGUGUGUGUGUGUGUGUGUGUGUGUGUGUGUGUGUGUGUGUGUGUCCCAUACCAUAUGGGAUGCCAUGGAGAAACCCUGCUAUGUUCAUGUGAUUAUGUGCAUUGGAUAAGCAAUGCAAAAUGGAAUCCUUUUCCCCCUGAGGGUGAGAUGAGGAUGUUGUUGUAAAUCUCUAAAGAAAAAAGCAAAUGUUUCUCAAAUGGAUUAUAAAAAUGUUCAACUGAAAUAAGAAUGUGAAUUAUUCUGCCGGCGAGGAAGCAAAAAUGUGUCUGGAUUUGUAGCUAAAUGGAAGGGUAACGGUGUUGAAAUAUCUGCUCUGUUCAUCUCUUAGCACUCAAACAUGAUCUUGUCUUUCUUAGCGCUCAAUCAUGAUCUUGUCUUGUUGAUCUCUUUUGAGAUCUUUUGAAUCUUAUCAAACUUGUUUUGAAGUUUAUGGUUUACAGCUGUGUCCAUUGUGUCAAAAUAGCUGUUUUUCAACCCCAUAAAACAAGAUUUUUCUUCUCUGUUAUUUAAUAAGAAAACAGUUGUCAUGUUGAAUCUUUCAGGCCAGUUAACUUUUGGAAUUCCAAAAUACAAAGUCAUUCCCAACCAGUGGAUAUCAUUUCUAAGUAUUGCUUUUUCAUUUGAAGAUUAUUUUUAAGAGCUGCUAAAAAAAAUCUGGUAAUAAUAACAAGCUUUCUCUUUAGACUGUUGUCGAGGUGACAAUAUCCGAACACACAGGUGCAAAAUCCAACAUAAUAUUAGCUGUACAAAUUUGUAUUUAUUGUGUACAAAUGUUAAAUA
This is a messenger RNA of Engraulis encrasicolus (European anchovy), 7990 nucleotides long. RefSeq names its product F-BAR and double SH3 domains protein 2-like. The transcript has 20 exons. Gene Ontology annotation, cellular component: recycling endosome; neuromuscular junction. The coding region runs from base 288 to 2690 and encodes 800 amino acids. Lineage: Eukaryota; Metazoa; Chordata; Actinopteri; Clupeiformes; Engraulidae. The record is from RefSeq and is a predicted model, not a curated record. Gene Ontology annotation, molecular function: protein binding. Gene Ontology annotation, biological process: neuromuscular synaptic transmission; regulation of actin filament polymerization.